Messenger RNA from Monopterus albus (swamp eel), 4532 nucleotides. It is a transcript of the gene kitb, whose product is annotated as KIT proto-oncogene, receptor tyrosine kinase b. NCBI's taxonomy places the organism in Eukaryota, Metazoa, Chordata, Actinopteri, Synbranchiformes, Synbranchidae. The coding region runs from base 205 to 3072 and encodes 955 amino acids. Gene Ontology annotation, molecular function: cytokine binding; ATP binding; transmembrane receptor protein tyrosine kinase activity. The record is from RefSeq and is a predicted model, not a curated record. Gene Ontology annotation, biological process: positive regulation of receptor signaling pathway via JAK-STAT; multicellular organism development; protein phosphorylation. Gene Ontology annotation, cellular component: plasma membrane; signaling receptor complex. The transcript has 21 exons.
UGCACUGUGUCUUUAAGCCUCAGUGAAAUCCAUCAGGGGAGUCGCAGCCUACAGGAGCAGUGUGUUUGUGCGCUCAGUGCAGUGGAGGGACCUGUUCCGUGUUAUUACAGUGGAUGGGAUCUGGUGCUUUUUCAAGCGCGGGAUCGUUUGUUCGUGCACUUCAAACACAUGGAGUAGAGCAAAAGACUUCAAAACAGCCUAACCAUGAAGUGCUCCUGGGUUGUUUUUAUUUCCUCAUAUUUUCUUUUGCUGCCACUAACAGUGUGGUGUGAACCAGUCAUCUCUCCCAGUGGGCCUCACAUAGUUGUUCCCAAGGGAGGGAAGCUGGAGCUGCGUUGCCAUGACAAUGCCACAACGUCUGGCCCCCUGUCCAAGUUGAGGUGGCAGCGGGAGAAAGCGCGCAGGGUGGAAGGAGAGACGGAGGAGGGUGGAGUGGCUUAUGUCAAGGUGUCAGCAGUGCACGCCUACCACAUGGGCCGUUAUGUGUGUGUCAACAACAGCACACUGGAACACAGUUCAAUCUAUGUUUAUGUCAAAGACCCCCAGAAUAUCUUCCAGCGCACCAUGGUGAAUGUCAUCCUGGUACGUGCAGGCGAGGACUGCACCAUCCCCUGUAUUGUGACCAACCCUGACGUCACUCUGGUGGCUUUGGAGACCUGUGAUGGACGACCUUUGCCCUACAGUCUGAGUUACCACAGCAACCUCCAGCGAGGCAUCAUCAUCAGCAAUGUGAGAAAGGAAUAUGAAGGCUGUUACAUAUGUGUUGGACAGCUUGGUGGAGUCCAAGUGAAUUCUAGCGCAUACAUGGUGGAUGUACGACUUGUUCCAGAGGUACCGCCAGUGAUCACACUGUCCCAGAAAGACACCAUUAUCCUAAGGAAAGGAGAACAGUUUGACCUCACCUGUAGCUCCAUCAACAUCAACCCAGAUUUCAGUCUCAGUUGGGACUUUCCUUCAACAGCGCGUCCUUAUGAAACCCAGGCCUCACACAUCCUGCCUGGCUCCCGUGGUUAUCAGCGCGCCACCUCACUCUUGAUCACAGCUGUGAACAAAUCAGACUCUGGCACCUACCGCUGCUACGCCCUCAAUGAGAGAGGUGCCAGUGCCACGGUGCUGCAACUGGACAUUCGUGAUCAGGGGUUCAUUACCAUUUUAGGAAGUCCAAGUCCAGUCCAGGCAGAUGUUAAAGAGGGGGAGAGCCUGACCCUCAAAGUGGAGUUUGAUGCCUAUCCUUCACCUAGCUCCCUGUUCUGGUCUUACAAUGGCAAGCAGCUCUCCAACACCACAGAGCACGUUAUCACAAUCCACCGUCGCAAAUACAGAUACAUCAGCGAGCUGAGACUAGUUAGAGUUCUUGGCUCGGAGGGCGGGAUCUAUAAAUUCUCAGCCAGUCAUGAGGACGCAUCUGUCGAUCAUUCGUUCCACGUGUAUGUCAAUAGUAAGCCUGUUAUCAUUGCCCAGGAAGGGCCUGUCGAUGGACAGGUGCGGUGCAUUGCUGCAGGCUACCCGGUCCCUAAAAUCAGCUGGUAUCUUUGUGAGCUGCCCAACACAAGGUGCUCACACAAGCCCAAUGCCACCCAAUGGGAGACCCCAGAGGUUGCCACGGUGACAGAGUCUGCCUUUGGUAGGAGUGAAGUGGAGAGCCGACUGAACAUCAGCAAGGAGCACGCACACUACCACACCCUGGAGUGUGUGGCGAGUAUGGAGGGGGAGGAGGCAUACACACUGUUCUCUAUCAGUGAGCGCAUCGUCCCCCAUAAACUCUUCACGCCUCUUCUGGCUGGUAUGCUGGCUACUGGCAUCUUGCUCAGUCUUGUUCUAGUGGUGCUGCUCUAUAAGUACAUGCAGAAACCCAAGUUCCAAAUCCAGUGGAAGGUCAUUGAGAGUAUCCAUGACAACAGCUACAUCUAUAUUGACCCCACCCAGCUGCCGUAUGAUUCCAAAUGGGAAUUUUCUCGUCAGAAACUACGCUUCGGUAAAACACUGGGGUCUGGGGCUUUUGGAAAGGUAGUAAGGGCCACAGCAUAUGGACUCUGCUCUGCAGACACUGUUACUACUGUUGCUGUUAAGAUGCUCAAACCUAAUGCUCACUCCACGGAGAAGGAGGCACUGAUGUCAGAGCUGAAGGUCCUCAGCUAUCUUGGACACCACGUCAACAUCGUUAACCUACUGGGAGCCUGCACUGUCGGAGGCCCAAUUUUGGUGAUCACAGAGUACUGUUGCUAUGGCGACCUCCUCAACUUCCUGCGCAGAAAAAGAGAGUGCUUCUUAAACUCCCAAGUUGGUGAUGGUUACUAUCGCAACGUCUUAAACCAAACUGAGCCUACCAGGGAGGUGACUGGUGCAGGAUAUAUGCCUAUGCGUCCCUCUGAGAAAGAAAGGCCUUCUCAGUCAGAUGUCUUAGAUGAGCUGUCUCUGGAUGCUGAGGAUCUCCUCAGCUUUUCCUACCAGGUGGCAAAAGGAAUGGAGUACAUUACCUCCAAGAACUGUAUCCACAGGGAUCUUGCAGCCAGAAACGUUUUGCUGACUCAUGGCAGGGUGGCGAAGAUCUGUGACUUUGGCUUGGCACGAGACAUCACCACUGACGCCAGCUACGUGCUCCGGGGCAACGCUCGUCUGCCGGUCAAGUGGAUGUCUCCAGAGAGUAUUUUUGACUGUGUCUACACCUUUGAGAGUGACGUGUGGUCCUAUGGCAUUCUGCUCUGGGAAAUCUUCUCUCUGGGUAACAGCCCAUACCCUGGGAUGCAGGUGGGCUCGAGAUUUUAUAGGAUGAUUCAAGAGGGUCACAAGAUGAGCAGGCCUGAGUUUGCACCCAUUGAGAUGUAUGACAUGAUGAUGUCUUGCUGGAAUCAUGACCCUUUGAAAAGGCCUUCAUUUAGAAAAUUAGUGGAGAGGACUGAACUACUGCUAUCAGAAAAUACCAAGAAUGUGUACCUGACACUGAGCAAUGCUCCAGCUCCUCCAGUGCAGGAGAGGGCACCGUCACGGAGGCUGAGCUCUGUCUGCAGCACCACAGCCCCCACCCAGCCUUUAUUGCAAAGCACGGCUGACGUCUUCGUGGACUAUGUCUGACACACACAUUCUCACAUACAUAUGCCCAAACGCAAUGCUACAAAACAUACAACUCCCCUACCUCCCUGAUCAUUUUCUCCUUUUACUGCACAAACUACAAAAGCCAAAUACACUCUGUAAACUACUAACAACACAGUCACUCUAACUCUCCAACGCUGGCCUUUCUGCAUCACACACACACAAAUAGACACACAUAGAUACUGAUAUAUACAAGCCUGCUCCAGGCUCUAAUCAUUGCCCUCUAUCUAAUAUUCCCAUUGACAUACUGAUUCAAAGGGUAGGUAUUUCAGAUGCAUGACUAUUUAAAGCAGAUUCCAACACUAACCAUCCAUCAGAUGCAUCAGCAGCAGGAGUUUUAGAUUACAUCUUAAAACACUUUGGGGAAACAGACUAUGCGUAUAGGUAAAUGCCCAACCUUGGGAGAUGACAUUGGACUGAGGCAUAAAAGGGCAGAGUUGGUGCUGCGACGACAAGAGUAAAAGAGAUCUUUGUGUCAGACUUGUCUAGAAUUUUAAACAAACAAUACAACAUUUGGGUAAAUACAUUUGUUUGCUUUGUUGCUGGGAAUUAGGUGAGACAUUGUGUUAAGUAUGGAGCUAGAGCCAGUAGGCAGUAGGUUAGAAACAUUGAAGAAUACUGAGUAACACGUUACAGCUCAGUCGUUUAAACCGUACAAAAACAUUUAGGUGCACAAACAAGGAUUAUAGGUGGAACUUUACUAACAAGUCACUGCUUCAAAAUGUUACUAGGUGAGCUUGCUUCCUGUAGACAGAGCCAGGCUAGCUGCUUCCCUGGUUUCACUAUGUAUGCUAAGCUAAGCUAACUAUAUCCUGGCUGCAGCUUCAUAUUUAACAGAGCUAUAAGACUGACAAAACUCUUAUCUACUGUAUAUCUCAGCAAGAAGGCAAAUAAGUGUAUAUUCCAAAAUGCCAAAAUAUUCCUUUAAAAUUCUUUAUUCACAGAAAGAGUUAUUAGAUUAACAAAUAAGAGGUUGUCAGCAUCUACUUUAAAACAGGUUUUAGGUGGGCUUAGGGAAAAAAGACCCUCUGACGAGCCAUAACAAGGUCGUAGAUGACAACUCCUGAUAAAAAAAGAGCUGCAAGCUACAGAAACACUUAUUCCCACCUGUGUUGUAGCUUGGAAUACUGUGACUUAGAAGAAAGUAAGGGGUGUAUUGUAUUGCAUAUAUGUAAUUUAUGGAUAGCUUUAGUUUUGUCUCUUUAGCAAAGUCAUUAUAGCCCGGCGUUUAGAACUGAACGUGUGCUCUUUUCACUUCAUGUAUGUCAAACAUGUAUGCAAUGUAAAUACUAUAGAGAUGUGCCUUUUUUUAAUACUGAAUGCAUUUGGUUGUGACACUGUUAUGUGAGACAACAGUCAGAAGAGAACUUCUUUAAGCUGGUUUUGAGGUCCUUGCAGUUUUGAUACAGUUUGGUUGACUUGUAAUAAUAAAGAAAGUACCU